Molecule: messenger RNA, 3026 nt
Organism: Gopherus flavomarginatus (Mexican gopher tortoise)
Lineage: Eukaryota; Metazoa; Chordata; Testudines; Testudinidae
Gene: PARP2
Product: poly(ADP-ribose) polymerase 2
Exons: 19
Coding region: 616-2958 (780 amino acids)
Molecular function (GO): NAD+ poly-ADP-ribosyltransferase activity; zinc ion binding
Source: RefSeq, a predicted model, not a curated record
CAACAGGGCUGGGGUUGCAGUGGGGGAGGGGGUGCUCUGGGAGUCCCGGUGGGGGUUGGUGUUCUGGGAGACGGGAGUAGGGGUCAAGGGGGAAAAACACAGAGGGUGAGGAUAUUGCAUUGCAGGCUGGGUGGGGGGGGGACGCAGAGUCCCCGCGGGGGAGGGAACUGGUUCAUGGAGCGCUCCGUAGAUCAUGGUGGGAUGGUCCAUAUAGGGCUGUGUGGGUGGGUGAACAUGCUCAUUCAUAUAGGUCUGUGUGGCCCUGGGGAUCUGCUGGUUCCUACAGGGCUGUGCGGAUCUCCAUAGGAAAGUCUGUAUAGGGUUAUAUGGUGUGUGUUUUGGGGGGAUGCUGAUCCAUACAAAACUGUAUGAAUUAAUGUAGGCUGGUCAAUACAGGGUUAUAUGGCUGGGGGGCCGGGUAAGAAGCUAUAUGGAUUGCAGUAGAAUGGCCCAUCUCGGGCUCUAUGACCUGGGGGCAGGGUUAUGCUGGUAAAUACUGGGCUAUAUGGAUCUUGGUAGGAUGGUCUGUAUAGGGCUAUAUGUCCUGGGCAGGUGCUGGUCCUUACACGGCUGUAUGGAUGGCAGAAUGGUUCAUAUGGGGCUAUAUGGCCUGGGAUGUGUGUGUACUGGUCCAUGCAGGCCGUAUGGAUGGUAGCAGAAUGGUCUAUGUGGGGCUGUAGAGCUUGGGGAUCACAGUCUGUGGGUCCCUGCCUCCCUUCUCUCUGCUCGCCAGCCCCGCUUGUGACUCCCAGGAUGAGCCGGAAGCGAAGGGCAGCCGAGGUGGGGGGCGCGGGCCUGGCACUGGAGCUGCGCUGGGAGUGGCAGGACCCCGGUGGCACCUGGCAUCGCUUCGUGCCUGAGCAGAGCGAGGUGCUGACACAGGCGGCCAGGGCAGGGAAGCCCAGCGUGGCUGUGGGCUCCCGUGUGGACCUGCGGCGGAUGGUGCAGCGGGAUGGGCAGACGGGGCAGGAAAGAUGCGUGGCAGCCGCUGUCCAGGACCAGGACUCCUAUUUCGUGUGGUGCUGGCAGGGGGACGAAGAGGGGCAAUGGCUUCCCUACCCUGCCGAUACCUGCCUGGCGCUGGAGCGAGCACGGCGCGGCGAUGGGGGGCCCAGCCUAGAGGUGACGUUCAGCCGGACCCGCUACACAUUGGACACAGCACAGAUGACCCAGACCAACGUCAGAACUGGGUACCAGCGCCGGAUGGAGCGGAGGGAGUCAGAUGCUGUGGAUGAUGAUGGGGGAUCUGAGCCCAGCUUUGUCCCUGGCUCCUCGUCUCCCCAACGGCCCCCAGCGCCGAAGAGACGCCAGGAUGUGGGGGCCAGCCCCAACCCCAGAGCCGGGGGAGAGAGCACAGAGGCCAUCAAGACCCUGAUUGUGAAGGGGAAGGCGCCGGUGGAUCCCGAGUGCUUGGCUAAACUGGGGAAGGCCCACGUGUACUGCGAAGGGGACGACGUCUACGACGUGAUGCUCAACCAGACCAACCUCCAGUUCAACAACAACAAAUUCUACGUCCUACAGCUGCUGGAGGACGAUGGGCCGCGGAGCUACAGCGUCUGGACGCGCUGGGGGCGUGUGGGGCGGCCGGGCCAGCAUGCACUGGUGUCCUGCGCUGGGGACCUCACCCAGGCCAAGGAGGUCUUCACUAAGAAGUUCCUUGACAAGACCAAAAACCACUGGGCCGAGCGGGGCAACUUCCAGAAAGUGCCUGGCAAGUACGACCUGCUGCACAUGGACAGCCGGCCCCCUGCCGCGGAGCUGAGCUGCACAGGGGCCCCCCAGCCCAAACCGGCCUCACGACUGGACCCCCGAGUGCAGGCGCUGCUGGGGCUGAUCUGCGACCUCCAGGCCAUGGAGGAGAUGGUGCUGGAGAUGAAGUAUGACACCAAGAAGGCUCCUCUCGGGAAGCUGACGGUGGAGCAGAUCCGGGCUGGGUUUGGGGGGGCUCUGGGGGGAGUCAGGGGCCCCUGGGGGGUGCCGGGCACUGUUGGUUCUGACCUGCUCCCCCCAGGGAAGCUGACGGUGGAGCAGAUCCGGGCUGGGUUUCAGUCACUGCAGAAGGUGGAGGCGGUUCUGCGGGCCGGGGACACUGGACGGGCCCUGCUGGAAGCCUGCAACGAGUUCUACACCCGUGUGCCCCAUGACUUUGGGCUUCGGACACCCCCAUUGAUCCGGACGUGGCAGGAGCUUCAGGAGAAGGUGCAGCUGCUGGAGGCCCUGGGCGAGAUCCAGAUCGCCGUCAAGCUGGCGCGCUUGGAGCUGCACAGCCAGGAGCACCCGCUGGACCGGAGCUACCGCAUGCUGGGCUGUGAGCUCUGCCCCCUGGAGCGGGACUCUGCCCACUUCCAGGUGCUGGAGCGGUACCUGCUCUCCACCCACGCACCCACCCACCGUGACUACUCCAUGGAGCUGCUGGAGGCUUUCACCCUGCACCGGGCCGGCGAGCCCCCAUUCCACACCAGCCUGCCCAACCGGAUGUUGCUGUGGCAUGGCUCCCGGCUGGGCAACUGGGUGGGGAUCCUGAGCCACGGGCUGCAGGUGGCGCCCCCUGAGGCCCCCGUCACUGGCUACAUGUUCGGGAAGGGCAUCUACUUCGCAGACAUGUCGUCCAAGAGCGCCAACUACUGCUUUGCCUCGCGCCAGCGCAACGUGGGCCUGCUGCUGCUGUGUGAGGUGGCCCUGGGCGAGUGCCAGGAGCUGUUGGAGGCGAAUGCCGAGGCCGGGGAGCUGCCGCCCGGGAAGCACAGCACCAAGGGGCUGGGGAAGCUGGCGCCCGUUCCCUCCAAUAGCAUCAUGCUGGAUGGGGCCGCAGUGCCGCUGGGCCCGGCCGUGGAGACGGGCGUGACAAACCCCCAUGGCUACACCCUCAACUACAAUGAGUUCGUCGUCUACGACCCGGGCCAGGUGCGGAUGCGCUACCUGCUCCAAGUGCGUUUCAACUUCACCCCGCUGUGGUGAGCCCCCUCCAGCUCCUGGCGAAAUGUCCCUGGGCUUCUUUCUACAGCAAUAAAUUGUACCAGCCCUGA